AUGGCUAGUAAAUGCCAACUUUGUCAAGAGGUUUUUGCUUCUCGAAAAGAUCUUGUUACUCAUGAAAGAAUUAAGCACCGAAAUAAUAAAAUUAUACCUCACCGCAAAUCAUUUCUUCAACCUCCUCUUGAGCAAAUUACUUUUUAUCAAGAUGCAUUUAUAGUUCUUAUUAAAAAAUAUCUUGGCUUUAAUAGGCAUUCAGUAGGCACAAAACAA
Racocetra persica is the source of this 216-nucleotide messenger RNA. The record is from the annotation of a GenBank genome assembly. Lineage: Eukaryota; Fungi; Glomeromycota; Glomeromycetes; Diversisporales; Gigasporaceae.